CAUUGACCCCUUUUUUUUGAAAUUCCCAAAUCUCUCUCCAUUUCGGCGAAUCUCUCCUUUCUUGGGAUUUUUUCCUCUUCCACUAAUAUGUUUGCCAGUUUAAUCGGAGCUUAGAUAUCAUCAUCAGGAGCCUUUUUUGUUCUAUCAAUUCGUCUUCCUUGGAUCCAUUUUUCCCCCUUUCUUUCUUGGAAUUGGAAUCUCCGAUUCGACCAAGCUUCUUCGCCGUCUCAUCGGAGACAGACACAUGCUUAUUCUUUUUUUACGCAAAAUCAGCUAAAUUGAACUUAGAUAGAUAGAUAGAUAGAUAGAUAGAUAGGUCAAAUCAACUACGAGGACUGUUGGUGUUUAUCGAUCGACGAACGAACUCGAUGUUGGGUGCUGGAUUUCAGUUGACGAGAGGCCGACACGGCGACGAUCCUCUCCACACUUGGGCAAAAGCUCGCAGGUCCAAUCAGCGCAUCGAUCAGCUCCGGAGAGCUCAGAGCGACGUCUCUAACGGCCCCUCAUCAGCUCCGCAUAAACAACAUAAACUCCUUCCUAACCUUGUUGCCUCUGACCCGUCCGCUUCGUCUUCGAGUAAUCUAGAUCGGUUUUUAGAGUCGGUCACACCAUCCGUCCCGGCCCAGUUUUUAUCUAAGACAUUGCUAUGGGAAAGAAGAGCCGAUGAUGAUUAUAAACCUGUGCCUUACUUUGUGCUUGGAGAUGUAUGGGACUCAUUUGCGGAGUGGAGUGCUUACGGCACCGGAGUGCCUCUUGUCUUGAAUAACAACAAGGAUCGUGUUAUCCAAUACUAUGUCCCCUCUUUGUCAGCCAUUCAAAUCUAUGCUCAUUCUCAUGCCUUGAAUUCUUCUCUUAAAUCAAGGCGUCCAGGUGAUAGUAGCGACAGCGAUUUCCGGGAUUCAAGUAGCGAUGUCAGCAGCGAUAGUGAUUCUGAACAGCUUUCUGCUAGAGUAGACCGUAUCUCAUUGAGGGAUGAAGAUUCAUCCAGUGAUGAUGGCGAACCUUUAGGCUCUCAAGGUCGUUUGAUGUUUGAGUAUCUUGAAAGAGACCUUCCAUACAUCCGUGAACCUUUGGCCGACAAGGUGUUUGAUCUUGCAGCUCAGUUUCCCCAGCUGAUGACGCUGAAAAGCUGUGACUUACUUCCGUCAAGCUGGUUUUCUGUUGCAUGGUACCCAAUUUACAGAAUACCCACAGGACCGACAUUGAAGGACCUGGAUGCUUGUUUCUUGACUUAUCAUUCCCUACACACACCUUCUGGAGGUAAAGGCAGUGCACAAUCAAUGAGCCUUAUGCAGGCAAGGGAGAGUGAGAAGAUGUCAUUGCCUGUGUUUGGGCUUGCUUCAUACAAGUUCAGAGGUUCAUUAUGGACACCCAUUGGGGGUUCCGAGCACCAGCUCGUGAACUCUCUGUUCCAAGCCGCUGACAAGUGGUUGCAUUCUUGUAAUGUAAACCACCCUGAUUUCCUCUUCUUCUGCCGUCGCUGAGUAGGAUUUUUAUACGGAAGAUUCGAUACGGAAAUGACAUGAAGUUGUGAGGCACUUUGAGAGAGUUUUAGAAAGAAACUCAAAAACUGUUGAUAUGGGUUGUUGUCAGAUUCAGGUUUAAAAGGAGUUGAGUUUUAUAUCUGUAAGUUAUAUAGAUAAACGAAUUUUGUUUGGUCAGCAGAUAAUGUAUGUGAACCCUGGGCUAACUGUAUUGCUAUAUACCAAUACAAUGUUGUGUGCAAUAAUAGAAACUUUUGGAGUACA
This is a messenger RNA of Arabidopsis lyrata subsp. lyrata, 1748 nucleotides long. RefSeq lists its product as uncharacterized. The transcript has 6 exons. NCBI's taxonomy places the organism in Eukaryota, Viridiplantae, Streptophyta, Magnoliopsida, Brassicales, Brassicaceae. The record is from RefSeq and is a predicted model, not a curated record. Bases 369 to 1484 code for a protein of 371 amino acids.